AUGGAUGCCAUCAAGCCGAACGCUGAGACAUGGUCCGACACCACACGCUUCAUCCUCGCCAUCACGAGCAAGUAUGUAUGUACACUGGCACUGCCGACAGAUCAAUCUAUCACCGUAUCAAGUCUGCCAGAUCAGGGCGUCUCAGAGACCGUCUUUGACCUCAAUGAAGCGUCAAAGGAAGAUGCGCAGACUUCAGAGCUGCCGGACCUACAGCGCCUGACCAUCGAGGAUGCGCCUCGGCCAAGCGAUGAACAGAUACGCGACAAGGUCCAUGCAAUUCAGCUCGAAGAGAGCGUUCUCGAGAAGGAAGAGCACGACGAGAAGCAGCGGAGAACAGAGAGAGCCCGCUGGAAAGCAGACUGGCUCGCAGCUGUCUGCACACAUCUCAACGUCAAGCGAGAAGCGCUACCUGAUUCGCCACGACUCGAGGAGCUCCGUCCGCUGCUCUCCUCGCUGCCGAGCAACUCCCAAAUACACAACGAGAUUGUGUCUGAUCUCGUACUCGUCAGUCUUGGACUGGCAGGCAAAGCCGUCGACCCUAAAGCCCCCGCUCAGCCGGAUUAUACCGCUCUAGCACGCACACUCAUCUUCAGCAUCGCCGCCACGCUCGAUAUUCCUGCCUCUGUCGUGUAUACGUCAGAGAAAGCCAUCGCCCAGCAGCUCUUCUUCAUCCUGCGAGAAGUCACACAGGCAGAGACAGACACAACGCAUGCAACGAUGGACGAGACCUCGCGUAAAGCGAUAGAGAAGCGCAAGACAUCCAAAGCAUGGAAAUGGGCUGCGACGGGCGCCGGCCUUGUGGUAGGCGGCGUAGCCAUCGGUCUGACCGGCGGACUCGCCGCACCCGUGCUUGCACCGUUGCUUGUGGGAGCCAGUGCAGGCACCCUUGGCUUUCUCGCCACCUCGGGUGGUGCGAUCCUACUCGGCACGCUCUUUGGCGUUGCUGGCGGCGGUCUCACAGCGUUCAGAGCGCGAAGGAGGAUCCAAGGCAUCGACGAAUUCGAGUUUCAUCAGAUUGUGGACGAUCCAGAGUUGCCUCAGAUACCCAGUCUGCACGCCACUAUUGUCUGCACCGGCUUCAUGACAAAGGAGAACGACUAUAUCGAUCCUUGGCGGCCUACAUGCAACCACACUUUAGACCGAAGGGACGUCUAUGCACUCAAGACUGAAUCCGCCGCGUUCCUUUCGGCCGGCAAGGAUCUAGAUACCUACGUGAGGGAUUACGUUCUCAUGAAGGGCGCCACGGAAGUCGUCAAACGGACGGCGCUGGCGGCCUUUUAUACUGCCGUCGCUUUGCCGGCUGCCAUCUACAAGAGCGCGGGCACCGUACUCGACAAUCAAUUCAUCCGGACUAGGGACAAAGCAAAUAAGGCGGGCAUUUUGUUGGCCGACGUGCUGGAGCAGCGCGUCCAAGGCGCACGCCCGACGACGCUCAUCGGUGCAGGCUUGGGCGCAGUCAUUGUUUUCCGAGCACUCAUCGAGCUGCACAGUCGCGGUCUAGCUCAUCUCCUCUUUGACGUCAUUCUCAUCAGCGCACCUCUAUCACCUUCGCCGGCAGAAUGGGCGAAAGCGCGUCAUGUCGUUUCGCGCCGUCUCGUCAAUGCCUAUUCGAGCAACGACUAUGUUCUCGCUAUCGUCGUCCGACUACACUCGCUCGUUUCGACACAGCUCACUUUGCGCGUGGCAGGCCUGCAGCCUGUGGGAAUUGAUGGCGUGGAGGACGUCAAUGUCAGCGAGAUUGUGGGCGGCCACAUGGAGCUCCUGUCCAAGCUUGAUCAACCCAGUCUGUUGGCACACGAACUCAAGAGCAGGUUCACCUUGCUCGCACGGUCGCUGUCGGGUCUACCUCGAUCCGCACCAUACGCUCCUUUUCGAGCUCGAACUCCGCAGAGAGCAAGCUUCGCGAGCAGCAUGGCCUCAUCCGUGGACAGGAAGCGAGCGUCAGCAUCCCCGGAUGCAAAGGUCUCACAAGAUGCGACGUUACCAGCGAAGAAGCGCCGAGUAGUCAAGGAUUCGUCCGAAGAAGCGGAAGAGCCAUCAUCGACCAAUGGCAAAGGAAAGGCGAAAGCCGUCGCGGCCAUUUUCCAGCCCAAAGCCAAGGCCUCAAGCACCAAGGCGGAAGAGCCGACGUCGGCCUCAACAUCAAGAUCAUCCCCCGAACAAGGCUCGUCCGAGGAAUCAGAAGAGACCGACAGCGAGGAGGAAGCCCAGGUGGAAGAUGAAAGUAAGGAACGCAAGCAGGACAAGGUACAGGCUGUCAAACUAGCCGAGAUAUUCACCAAAAAGAAGAUUGGUGCCUCGACAGAGAUUGGCGGGCACAACGUCCUCGAUUGGAAAGCGGGCGACCCCGUGCCGUACGCGUCUUUGGUCAAAACAUUCCAGCUCAUCGAAGGAACGUCGAAGCGGCUCGAGAUCAGCGCCUUCCUGUCAGCCUAUCUGCUUGCAGUCAUCCAGCGCUCGCCAGAAGAUCUCACCCGGGUUGUCUAUCUCUGCAUCAACAGACUUUGUCCGGACUAUGAAGGACUGGAGCUCGGCAUUGGGGAGGGACUCCUUCAGAAAGCGAUAGCAGAGGCAACAGGGCGCGGUCUAGCCCAAGUCAAGGCAGACUAUGUCAAGACAGGCGAUCUUGGCCUGGUCGCCCAGAGCUCACGAAAAGUUCAGCCGACAAUGUUCAAACAAAAGCCGCUUGAUGUGCGCGUCGUCUUCAAAAAUCUCAAGGACAUUGCUGCUGCAUCUGGCCAAAACUCACAAGCGAAGAAAACGGGCAUCAUCAAGAAGCUCUUAGCCGGCUGCGAGGGCAGCGAGGCGAAGUUCGUCAUCCGGUCGCUCGAAGGCAAACUUCGAAUCGGCCUUGCCGAGCGCACGGUGCUCAUCGCGCUCGCCACUGCGGUCGUGAGACAUGAGAUAGAGCAGAGUGGCAAAAAGAUCAGCCAGGCAGCAUUGGAGCAGCGCAUAGAAGCCGGCCAGGAUAUGAUCAAGCAGGUCUUUAGCGAGCUCCCGUCGUAUGAUAAGAUCGUUCCUGCUCUGCUUGAGCAAGGCAUCGACAAGCUGCAUGAUGUCUGCGCUCUCACUGCAGGCAUACCACUGAAGCCUAUGCUAGCAAAGCCGACGAAAGCCAUCACUGAAGUACUGGACAGAUUUGAGGGCCAGGACUUUACCUGCGAGUAUAAGUACGAUGGCGAGCGAGCCCAAGUGCACAUGCUAGAAGACGGUUCGAUCAAAGUGUUUUCUCGCAACUCAGAGGAUAUGUCUAUCAAAUAUCCCGAUCUCGUCGAACAGCUGCCUCGCUGCAUCAAACCGAGCGUCAAGUCAUUCGUCAUCGACGCGGAGUGUACUGCAUGGAGCAAGGACGAGAAACGGCUUCUACCGUUUCAGGAGCUCAGCAAACGCAAGCGCAAAGGCGUCAAGAUCGAAGACGUCACCGUUCGCGUCAAGUUAUUCGCCUUUGACCUGCUUUAUUUGAACGGCGAGACACUUCUCAAGACGGAUCUCGACUCGCGCCGGAAGCUACUACGGGAACACUUCAGUCCAGUAGCUAACGAAUUUGAUUUUGCAACGUCCGCCGAUGCUUCUGACGUAGAACAUAUUCAAGCAUUCUUGGAUGAGAGUAUCAAACAAGGCUGCGAAGGCUUGAUGGUCAAAAUGCUGCACGGUCAAGGAGCAUACUACGAACCUAGCCGACGCAGCAUGAAUUGGCUCAAGGUCAAGAAGGAUUAUCUGCAAGGCGUAGGCGAUUCUUUUGACCUGACGGUGAUCGGAGGUUACCACGGCCGUGGCAAACGGACGGCAGUCUAUGGCGCUUUCUUACUUGCUUGCUACGAUCCAGACUCGGAAUCCUACCAAGCCGUCUGCAAGCUCGGCACAGGGUUCAGCGAAGAAGCCCUCGACAGCCAUUACACCGUGCUGAAGCCUCACGAAUGUGGCAAGCGAGGAUAUUAUGAGGUCGGAACAGCUACGCCAGAUGUCUACUUCGAGCCCAGGGUGGUUUGGGAAGUCUUGGCGGCCGAUCUCUCUCUGAGCCCAGUCUACACGGCUGCGCGCGAGCAACUCGGCGGCGAACGCGGCGUGUCGCUCCGUUUCCCUCGCUUCAUUCGCAUUCGGGAUGACAAGGGCGUUGAGGAUUCCACGACGCCAGAAUUCAUCGCUGAAGCCUAUCAACGUCAGGCUGUCACUGUGAACGGGAAACGCAAGACCGCGGACGAGGACUUGUACUAG
This is a messenger RNA of Mixia osmundae IAM 14324, 4215 nucleotides long. RefSeq lists its product as uncharacterized. Gene Ontology annotation, biological process: lagging strand elongation; DNA biosynthetic process; DNA repair. Lineage: Eukaryota; Fungi; Basidiomycota; Mixiomycetes; Mixiales; Mixiaceae. Gene Ontology annotation, molecular function: ATP binding; DNA binding; DNA ligase (ATP) activity. Bases 1 to 4215 code for a protein of 1404 amino acids. The record is from RefSeq and is a predicted model, not a curated record. Gene Ontology annotation, cellular component: mitochondrion; nucleus. The transcript is spliced from 17 exons.